This is a messenger RNA of Gavialis gangeticus (Gharial), 2539 nucleotides long. RefSeq names its product transmembrane protein 59 like (gene TMEM59L). The transcript has 7 exons. The record is from RefSeq and is a predicted model, not a curated record. NCBI's taxonomy places the organism in Eukaryota, Metazoa, Chordata, Crocodylia, Gavialidae. The coding region runs from base 16 to 909 and encodes 297 amino acids.
GGGCGCAGCCAGCACAUGGCACGCAGCACCAGCUCCUCACUCCCCCUCUCCUCCCGGCAGGACGCUGCUCUCAACGCCUGUUACCGCGGGUGCCGGCUGUUCUCCAUCUGUCACUUUGUGGAUGCGAGCGCGGAGCUGAACGCAACCAGAGCUGAGUGUGAAUCAGCUUGUGUGGAAGCCUACGCCAAGGUGGAGGAGCAAUUCGGCUGCGCGACAGGCUGCAGCAAGCAGCUGCCUGAGAUGGAAAGCAGGAGAGACAAGAGUCUGGAGCUGAAGCCUGCAUCCUUCUCCAUGUUCAACUUGGUUUCCUCCUUCUGCAACGACAUCGUCAGCUCAGCCCAGAGCUUCAUCUCCUUCACCUGGACCUUCUACCUGCAGGCAGACGACGGCAAAGUGGUGGUGUUCCAGUCCCAGCCUGAGAUCGAGUUCCCGGUGCCCGAGGUGCAGGCGCCCAAGCUGGACCUGACGGAGAAGGCCCAGCCCGUUGCCAGCCCCGACACCCUGCAGCCCCACACAGAUCCCCGGCAGAAGCUGGAGAAGCCCCCUGUGAGAGAAGCCAAGGGUAAAACCAAGAGCCAGCACGCGGAGCCCCAGCAACCGGAGCACGACUUCCUGGGCUGCAUGUCCAAGCGCUCGGGCCUUCCUCGCUGGAUCCUGGCUGCCUGCCUCUUCCUCUCCAUCAUGGUGAUGCUGUGGCUGAGCUGCGCCAGCCUGGUGACGGCCCCAGACCAGCACGUCAAGACCCAGCCACUGAGCAUCAACGGGGAUAAGGAGUACCUGGAGGACCUGGAUGCCCCGGCCCCCUUCUCCCUGCACCCCGUCAUCGCAGUCACCAUCUGCCCAGCGGACGACAGCGAGGAGGCAGGGCCGCUGCCAGUCAAGGUGGACCUGGACAGCACCGUCCUGUAGAGCCCCUGCUGCCGGCGUCGUCUCCAGGCCUCGUCCCCUGUGAAUGCUUGAAUGCAGCCUCCCCCUCCCCUCCUGUUUGUUCCCUCCCUGCUCCAUCCGUCCGCAGAGCAGCCGGGCAGGGCCGUGCACCACCAGCACCACAGGUGUGGUCAUGAUGCUGCCCCGUCUCCCCCCCCACUCCCUGGGCCUGGCCUUGCUAUCCGAGGAGAAGUUCCCUGGGGCUGGGGCUGGGUCUGCAGAGGUAUCACGUGGAGCAGAGCUCUGUGCUGACUCUUUCUGCCUGUGCUCCUGGGUCAUGUCUCAAGCCCCCUGGGGUGGGAGAGCACUGGGGAGUGCGGAGGGGUGGGGAUCUUGCCCCCACUUUGGACUGCCUGGGACCGAGGAGGGCACGCAAGCUGCCUGGACAGUAGGAAUAGCCUCCUGUCACCUUGCAGCCCCACUCUGGCCACCUCAGAGGGGAUCCAGCUGGGGGUCCUGAGUGCAUCUGGGGCUCCGGUCACGGUAGCUGGCAGGCACCUCCCCAAGCUUGUGGUUUCCUCUCUCUGCCCCUCGCCCUGCAGGAUCUGAGGGAGAUGAGGCCCCGCAGGGCUCGGUCUAGCUCCAAGAGUGCGGCUGUGCACUCGGGGGUGGCCCCGAGCCGCGGGGGAGCAUCUCACUCUCAUCCUCUCCGGCCUGGUCUGCAUUAGAGCAACCCGUGCAACCGGUGCCAGGGGCUUGCACUGCUGCGGCUUCCUUCCCUCCUUGCAGCCAAUCCAGAACAUAGAUGGGGCCUGGGGGCUGCAAUGCAGCAGGCAGCACAGCACCCUGCCUUGCUGCCCUCUGCUCCUGGCAUCCGGCAGGGCCCCGGGCUGUGGCAGGAGCUGCCCAAGUCGGUCACACUUGGAGAACAGCUGGCAGCACCAGGCUGCUGCUGUGGGAUCUGGCUGAGUGCUGGCGGCCCCGAGCCAAGCUGGAGGAGGUUCCCUCCGGCUGCCAGAGCAGGAGGGCAGAGACCCUGUCACGAGCUGCGGGGGAACCCUGUUGUCCUGACGUGGGUCAUGCUGCCUGGGCUGCUCGGGUGGGCACUGUGGUGCUGGGGGCAGGCCAGCUGGGAGGCCCUGCCCUGCUUUCCCAGCUGCCCUGAGUCCAGUCCCAGGUCCUGAGCACCAGCCCGAGCAGACUCCAGUGGCAGGGUGGGCCCGGGGGGCCACUCUUGCUCCUGUGUCCAGGGCCCUGGGACGAGCGGGCCAACUGCACCGCUUCCUAUGGCUCCAACAGCUCUAGGCUGUGCGCUGACUCCCUCAGCGGUGCCACAGGGCCACCGCCUAUCCCCGACGUCCCACGUCCCUCUCUCAUGGCUUUGCCUGCUCUGGCAUGUGGGUCUGAGUCCCUGCAGCAUGCUCCAUCCAUGCUGCCCUAGAGAAUGCCCUCUGCAAAGGACAGACAGCUGGACAGCAGGCAUGCCAGCCAUCUCCUCGCCUGCCGAAUGCUGUCUGUACAGAUUAACUUAUUACCUUCCCCUCCCUCGCCUGUGUUUUUAAAGAUAUAUGUCUAUAUAGAGAUCAAGCCGUCCCUUUGCUGACACCAUCUCACUGGUUUCUGUAGAGUGCGUCACUGCACAGAGACUUCUAUCCCUUCCCCUUUGCUUUUU